This is a messenger RNA of Asterias rubens (European starfish), 732 nucleotides long. Its product is annotated as lactadherin-like. NCBI's taxonomy places the organism in Eukaryota, Metazoa, Echinodermata, Asteroidea, Forcipulatida, Asteriidae. Bases 1 to 732 code for a protein of 243 amino acids. The record is from RefSeq and is a predicted model, not a curated record. The transcript is spliced from 5 exons.
AUGGAUGGAGCAGUGCGUUUCAUUUAUCUGGCAGCUACAGUAUCAGGUGUUACUCUAGUCUCGUCUCAUCAAGCUUGCUACAACGGAUCGAAGUAUGAUGUCAACUCUAACAAUCCACACCGCUGGGUCUUACCGUACGAAGAUCCAUGCGAGUAUGCUGCUGUACUCGGCGGACUGACUGCUCCAAAUGUGUCAUACCAACAGGGGGCGCCCUACUACCUGAAUAAGAUCGCAGUUAGAAUGCUUGAAUUCUUCGGAUGUCAAGAUGAUCGAAAAAGUAUUGAGUGUUCUACUCCAGAGCCUUUGGGUCUUGAAGAUAGAACCAUUCCUGAUGAGAGCAUCAGUGUAUCGAGUUCGUAUUUUGCCUGGAGCGGGCGUCUGAACGGAGUGGCUUGGGUUCCACGGUUCGAUGCUAAUUGCUGGUUGGAGGUUGACCUUGGUGAGAGUACAGUGGUGUCUGGUCUCAUCACACAGGGAGACGAAACUAUUGAGAAUUGGCGUGUGACUGAAUAUAAGGUGAAGUACAAGAAGAUGUCGUCCUCUGACUAUGAAGACGUCAAAGAUAACAAUGGAGCCAUUCAGGUGUUUGAAGGUAACAUUGAAGAUAAUGAGACCCCAGUCACCAAUAUGUUUGAUCAGAGCAUCAUGGCAGUAAUAGUGCGUAUCGAGCCCGUAGCGUUUAUUGACCUCGUUUCUCUACGGCUAGAGUUGCUUGGAUGUCACAUCAACUGA